CACUAUCACAACAUUGUUUUCAUAGAGAAAGAAAGAGGGUUGCAUCAAAGAAAUUGCAGACAGAAUUUGUUUACGUCUUCACUUUUCAUCCCUGAAAGCACUACUAAGCAUAUACCGCGUCUCAUCUCUGUCUUUAUAUAUAUAUAUAUAUAUAUAUAAAGUUUCUUCUAUAUAUCACCAUAAACUUUUUCAUUCCAAUUCUCUGAUUUCAACACUUAACAACGUCAAAGAAAGGGAAAAAAAAUGGAUUAUUACGGAUACCCAUCUCGUGUUUCUAUGUCUUCAAUUUCUUUGUUAGGGAAUUUCACUGAAAAGGUUAAAGAAUUUUGCAAUUCCGCCCUUUCUGCCAUUAUUGGGAACAUUUUCUCUGCCAUCUUAACCUUCUUCUUUGCGUUGGUGGGAACAUUGUUAGGGGCCAUGACGGGGGCAUUGAUAGGACAAGAGACGGAGAGUGGGUUCGUUCGAGGGGCUGCGGUUGGGGCAAUAUCUGGAGCAGUUUUCUCGAUGGAAGUCUUCGAAUCUUCUCUCCUUCUUUGGCAAUCCGAUGAAUCCGGGAUCGGAUGUUUACUCUACUUGAUUGAUGUGAUUACAAGCCUUCUAAGUGGGAGACUUGUUCGUGAACGAAUCGGUCCGGCUAUGCUGAGUGCAGUCCAGAGUCAGAUGGGUGCUGCUGAGCCUGCAACAACAUUCGCGGAGGUCCACAACAUCUUCGACACCGGUAGUGCUAAAGGAUUGGCCAGACAUUUGGUUGAAAAAUUCCCGAAGAUGAUAAUCACAAACGGUAACAAUGUGAAUGCUUCCGGGGAGAAAGUUUCAUGCUCAGUUUGCCUUCAGGACUUUCAGCUUGGAGAAACAGUGAGGAACUUGCCACAGUGCCAUCACAUAUUCCACCAGCCGUGCAUAGAUAAGUGGCUGCUUUGUCGUGGUUCUUGUCCAUUGUGUAGAAGGGAUAUGUAAUGUUAUUAUUGUAAACUAAACUAAACAAUACGAGUUGAGAAGAGUUGUUUAUAUUUGAUUUAUAACAUUGUUUACUUGCCAGGGCUUGUGUGUAUUCUGAUUUAGUUUAUUAAAUUCAAAUGUUUGCGUA
This is a messenger RNA of Gossypium arboreum, 1087 nucleotides long. RefSeq names its product NEP1-interacting protein 1-like. The record is from RefSeq and is a predicted model, not a curated record. The coding region runs from base 244 to 957 and encodes 237 amino acids. NCBI's taxonomy places the organism in Eukaryota, Viridiplantae, Streptophyta, Magnoliopsida, Malvales, Malvaceae. The transcript is spliced from 5 exons.